AUGGUGACGCCACGACCUGAAGAUCAGGGACCGUCGACGGCGCUCUUGCCCGGCGACAUCUAUGACUUUCUGAGUGCUCUUGAUCGGAGGAGGGCCAGGUACUUUGCAACAGGAAGCUCUGAGCCUGUUCGCAUGGAUCCUUUCAGAAACUCACACGCUCCGUCCUCCGCAAGCCGUGAAACUCGGCGCUCCUCUGCGUGCUCCUCCAUUUUUGACUCGGCCAGGUCCUUGUCUUCCAUGUCGUCAGUCUCGUCGGGGCCCCAGCUCCCGUGUGAGUUUGCCGAGUAUUACUAUUGCGAAGAGACGUUCGAUCUGAAUAACAUUGACGACUGGGUACAACAUAUCUGCGGCCAUCACCUCACCUGGAGGCUUCCAAAGGACUGUGUUUGCUGGUUUUGCGAUGCUGUUGUCUUUCACGCCGUAGAUGAUACAGCGGAUGAGCGAGAACGCAAUUUCAGGGCCAGAAUGCACCACAUUGCCCAGCACUUUGGUCAUGGUGCAACAAUCUCCGAUAUUCGCCCAGACUUUUACCUCCUAGAACAUCUCCGAGAUACUGGCUUGAUCACAGAAAGAGGUUUUCGAAUUCUCAAGGACUGGCACGAAGCUCCUCAGCCAAAGGGGGGUAUAAACUCUGAAGAGCCUGCUCCACGUGCGUAUGAUCGGGGAGUGGCUGUCGAGGUGAGAUAUCGUCGCGGGCGUGAGCGUUGGCAAAUGGUUCGUCAACAAUGA
Molecule: messenger RNA, 729 nt
Organism: Trichoderma atroviride IMI 206040
Lineage: Eukaryota; Fungi; Ascomycota; Sordariomycetes; Hypocreales; Hypocreaceae
Source: RefSeq, a predicted model, not a curated record